CGCGUAAAAGAGCGCGCACAGCUGUCAGCACCAAGGACAGCGCUCCGCCGCAGAACAACAGCCGACGCGCAGAGACGCAUCACUGAUUUCUGCUGCCAGCCUUCAUGUAGUAUUUGCUCUGCCUGUCUGCAGCCUGACUUAACAGGGGGAAUUAAGAGAAAGGCUGCAGUGAAUGCCGCUUCUCUCAGAUGCCAUCGCCUAAUUGAACCGGGCACCAUGAACGGAUCGCCGCAGUGUGUGUGAAUUUCGUACCUGGGGUUUUUUAAAGUCUAAAACCGCCACACUGGACAUUGCUUUCAUUCUUAACAAGCGAAUAGCUCAAACAAGAGCCUCCGGCAGCACUAAGAAGACAAGACACUGGGAGUCUCCGUGCGCACUUCUGGCCCUCCACACGAUGCGUCUGCUUCUGCUGGCCGCGUUAUUCUCCUGCUCCUGCGUGCGGGGCGGCUGCGAGCCCAAGAUUGUGAACAUCGGAGCCGUCCUGAGCCAGAAGAGAUACGAGCAGGUGUUCAAGGAUGCGGUCACUCAGGCGAACCAGGUGUACGGAAGGGAUAAAUUCAAGUUGACCGCCAUCUCUGUCACUCACAAAGCGAAUGCGAUUCAGAUGGCGCUGUCUGUGUGUGAGGAUCUCAUUUCCAGUCAGGUGUACGCCAUCCUGGUGAGCCAUCCACCACAGUCCAAUGACCAUCUGACGCCCACUCCGGUCUCCUACACCGCAGGAUUUUACCGAAUACCUGUAGUAGGGCUUACCACCAGGAUGUCCAUUUACUCAGACAAGAGCAUCCAUCUCUCAUUCCUCCGCACAGUUCCACCCUAUUCCCACCAGGCACAUGUGUGGUUUGACAUGAUGCGGGAGUUCCGCUGGAAUCACAUCAUUCUAAUCGUCAGCGACGACCAUGAAGGCAGAGCGGCACAGAAAAGACUAGAAACUCUUCUGGAGGAGAGAGAGACCAAGGCCGAGAAAGUGCUUCAAUUCAACCAAGAGACUAACUUAACUGCCCUGCUUCUGGAGGCCAAAGAGCUGGAGGCCCGAGUGAUCAUUCUCUCUGCCAGCGAGGAAGAUGCAGCCGCCGUGUACAAAACAGCACGCUUCCUCAACAUGACAGGCUCAGGCUAUGUAUGGCUGGUCGGGGAGCGUGAGAUGUCCGGUAAAGCUUUGAGCGAGGCCCCUGACGGGCUGAUUGGCCUCCAGCUCAUCAAUGGUAAGAAUGAAUCGGCGCACAUCAGUGAUGCCGUUGCUGUCGUAGCCCAGUCCAUCCAAGAGCUCUUUGAGAAAGAGAACAUCACAGAACCUCCAAGGGGUUGUGUGGGCAAUACCAACAUCUGGAAGACCGGGCCACUUUUUAAAAGGGUACUGAUGUCUUCCAAGUACCCAGAGGGCCUAACAGGACGCGUUGAGUUCAAUGAUGACGGUGACAGAAAAUACGCUCAUUACAGCAUUCUCAACUACCAGAAGAGCAGACUGAUUCAAGUCGGCAUUUACAAUGGAACACAAGUGGUGAUGAAUAAACAGAGGAAGAUUAUUUGGCCUGGAGGUGAAACAGAAAGACCGAGAGGAUUCCAGAUGUCUACUCGAUUAAAGAUAGUGACCAUUCAUCAGGAACCCUUUGUGUAUGUGAAGCCAACUACGCUGGAAGGGACCUGCAAGGAAGAGUACACACCUAAUGGGGUCUUAAUUAAAAAGGUGAUCUGCACUGGACCAAAUGAGACCAUCCCAGGUAACACAUCAGGACGCCCAAUUGUUCCCCAGUGUUGCUACGGAUUCUGCGUUGACCUUCUGAUCAAAUUGGCAAUGACCAUGAACUUCACCUAUGAAGUACACCUGGUGGCAGAUGGGAAAUUCGGAACACAAGAAAGGGUAAAUAACAGUAACAAGAAGGAAUGGAAUGGUAUGAUGGGCGAGCUCCUGGGUGGCCUUGCUGAUAUGAUCGUUGCACCCUUGACGAUCAACAAUGAACGAGCCCAGUACAUAGAAUUCUCCAAGCCUUUCAAAUACCAGGGACUGACUAUCCUUGUUAAAAAGGAAAUACCUCGCAGUACACUGGACUCAUUCAUGCAGCCAUUCCAGAGCACACUGUGGCUACUGGUGGGUCUAUCGGUGCAUGUGGUGGCGGUGAUGCUUUACCUACUAGACCGGUUCAGCCCAUUUGGAAGGUUUAAAGUAAACAGUGAAGAAGAAGAGGAGGAUGCCCUCACCUUAUCUUCAGCUAUGUGGUUUUCCUGGGGCGUCUUGUUGAACUCUGGAAUUGGAGAAGGUGCCCCACGUAGUUUUUCAGCGAGAAUCUUAGGAAUGGUGUGGGCUGGCUUUGCUAUGAUUAUAGUAGCAUCCUAUACUGCCAACCUGGCUGCCUUCCUGGUGUUGGACCGGCCUGAGGAGCGCAUCACCGGCAUCAAUGACCCAAGGCUAAGGAACCCAUCAGACAAGUUCAUCUAUGCCACAGUGAAGCAAAGUUCGGUGGAUAUUUACUUCCGGCGACAAGUUGAGCUGAGCACCAUGUACCGCCACAUGGAGAAGCACAACUACGAAAGCGCCGCUGAAGCCAUCCAGGCUGUUCGGGACAACAAGCUGCAUGCUUUCAUCUGGGACUCUGCGGUGCUGGAGUUUGAAGCCUCGCAGAAGUGCGACCUGGUGACCACGGGAGAGCUGUUUUUCCGUUCGGGCUUUGGCAUAGGCAUGCGCAAGGACAGCCCCUGGAAACAGAAUGUGUCCCUGGCUAUUCUCAGUUCCCAUGAGAAUGGCUUCAUGGAGGACCUAGAUAAAACCUGGGUGAGAUACCAGGAGUGUGACUCAAGGAGCAAUGCCCCAGCCACACUCACCUUUGAGAAUAUGGCAGGUGUCUUCAUGCUAGUUGCUGGAGGCAUUGCAGCUGGGAUCUUCCUCAUUUUCAUCGAGAUUGCAUAUAAGCGCCAUAAAGACGCCCGCAGGAAGCAGAUGCAGCUAGCCUUUGCGGCCGUCAAUGUUUGGAGGAAGAACCUACAGCCCUCUUCCUCUGUAGAGACUCAGGAUCAAUACCCACCCACAGACAUUACGGGCCAACUCAACUUGUCCGACCCGUCUGUCAGCACGGUGGUGUGAGGCAGAGAAAGAGGGAGAGUUUAACAUAAAGACAUGCUCAUUCUUUAGAGACAAACAAGAUGGAACUAGAGGGGAGCGUUGUAGUACCGCUCCUCUAGGUUUUGCACAAUGGAUCUAUCAUGGACGAGAACUACUGAGCCACUUCACCUUUAUGAGGAGCCAAUUGGACCUGUUGGGACUUGAUGGUGGACUGCAAGGGAUGGCAUGACACUGCAAUGCACUGGAGCACUGCGAACACACAGACCAUAUAAACACAUAAGCGCAUUCACCAUCACAGCUUGAUGCUGAAAUUAGUAUACCAUCAUUCCAUCCACCAGUACUUCUUCUGUAUAAAUUCUUUAUCAUUAUGUAUAAAUAUUUCUUAUUAAUAUUAGUGCUUAUUCUUAUGUUGAUUAAGUGGUUUAAGUAUUGUACAGUAUAAUUUAGAACAAAGAACAAAACAUUUCAUGUUGCAAGGCCGAUUCUACGGCCAUUAUUUAAAGAAUUAACUAGUUGUAGUAUAUAUUACAUUAAUUAUAUUCAUCAUUUACAUAUGAUAUUUAUCUUCUUUACAUUUUUUAUUUGCUUUCUCUUCAUUGUUUUUCAUUCUUUGUCUAUAUAAUCUAUAAAGCAAAAUGUCAGCCAAUCAAGCACAUGAUCUGUGCUGUUUCAUAUAUCAUUGUCUUUUAUAUUCUAACAUCCCUUUGCAUGUAAUACGCAUGCAAAUUUGUCCCUAAAGGAUUAUGGACAAGAAAAAUAUACAGUAUCCCCCCCCUCCACAUAUCACAGAAAAGGUAUUCAAUUUUAGAUUUACGACGUGGCUUACUGCACAUCAGUUAAUUGCAAACUCUCCUUCAAACUCAACAGUUCUUCCUCUUUAAAUGCAGUCGUUCUCAACUUCAGUCUGAAGGGUGCAUCAAGGGGCCGAGUUUUUUCAUCCAACUAGCACUUGGCAUCUCACGCAAAAUCAUCUCUGUGUCAUCCCCACAGACGACCUCAGAGAUCUUUUACAUGAGAAAACCCCAAGUGUGCCCAUUUAUUUUCAACGCUGGUGCUGUAGUUUCGUAUACACCUAUUAGUUAGAUGGCAAAACUGGCCCGUUCCCAAGUUCUGGGGUUGAGAAACAUCAACAAAAGUUGUACAAAUAAGGAUUGCUUACUGUAAAUGUUCACUUAAUGCUAUUUAUAUGACCCAUGGAAACUCCCCUAUAAGAGAGAUCAUCUACCUAGCACUUUAAUGUGUAUCUGUUGGAAGCUAUAAGCAUAUGGAAAUUAUGCAAUUUGCCAAAUGUUGAUUGUAAUACUAAUACUUGAUAUGAAAAUGCACAUUUAAGAAUGCGAAAUAUAUGUAACUGUCAGCUGUUUGAAUUUUACAAAACACUCCUUUUCUAGUUUUCAUAUAUCAAGAGAUUUGGAUUUGUUUCUGAUAUAUCAGAGUUAAACUGUGUCAAAUUAGUGCAUAUCGCAUAUAUCUUCUGUUUACUACUAGCUUACACUACUUUAGUUUUUAGUCUUUUCAAACUGACAGGUAUAUGUACAGUAUGUUUUUCUCAUUGCUUGGGUCAAUGAAUGUGGUUUGUACUUCAGAAGAAUGAUGUAUUAUAUCUGAUUUCAGGGCAUGUGAACACUGAAUUCAGUUUAUGUUGCCUGGACUGCUAGAUUGCAGAUGAUUUUAUGAAAAUGUUGAAAAAAGGGAGUGUUCUAUGAGAAACUGUCACACUGUAAAUGACACACAAACACAAUCAGAUAAAUUACACCACAUACAGUAACACACAUAUCCUGAGCAUAAGUCUUACUUUAACAAGUGCUACAAUGCUACAUUAUGUUUCAGUUCAUUUUAGAUACUUCUUCAAUGCAUUUUGACAAAAUAUAUAGAAAUAAAAUUUCUGUGUGCCAAUAAAUUUGUGCCAUGUCAGUUGCAGACCACAACUAAGUGUCUUUUCAAUUUUGUGAGCAUAUAAUGAUAUUAUAUUAUUCACUAGAAAAAUAUCCAUGGAUUUCAUUUAUUUCCAAAUCACUA
Sinocyclocheilus grahami is the source of this 5074-nucleotide messenger RNA. RefSeq names its product glutamate receptor ionotropic, NMDA 1-like. The record is from RefSeq and is a predicted model, not a curated record. The transcript is spliced from 20 exons. Gene Ontology annotation, biological process: monoatomic ion transport. Lineage: Eukaryota; Metazoa; Chordata; Actinopteri; Cypriniformes; Cyprinidae. Gene Ontology annotation, molecular function: signaling receptor activity; ligand-gated monoatomic ion channel activity. Gene Ontology annotation, cellular component: membrane. Bases 395 to 3076 code for a protein of 893 amino acids.